Messenger RNA from Penicillium psychrosexuale, 1887 nucleotides. Its product is annotated as Zn(II)2Cys6 transcription factor. The record is from RefSeq and is a predicted model, not a curated record. Gene Ontology annotation, molecular function: zinc ion binding; DNA-binding transcription factor activity, RNA polymerase II-specific; transcription cis-regulatory region binding. NCBI's taxonomy places the organism in Eukaryota, Fungi, Ascomycota, Eurotiomycetes, Eurotiales, Aspergillaceae. Bases 1 to 1887 code for a protein of 628 amino acids. Gene Ontology annotation, biological process: positive regulation of transcription by RNA polymerase II. Gene Ontology annotation, cellular component: nucleus. The transcript has 4 exons.
AUGGGUGGCCCCGUGACAGCUCCUAGAAAACAAACCAAACGUAUUCGCCAAGCAAAGCAGAAAUCGGUGACAUUCACAGGAUGCUGGACCUGCAGGUCUCGGAAGGUCAAAUGUGAUGAGCGUCAAGAAAAUGGGUGUCAAGUUUGCCAGAAAUCCCGCCUGGAAUGCGCCGGCUACGGUGUGAAUCUGUGCUGGAUUACAGAUAAGAAGCGAGAUAUUCAAGGCCUACGACGCAGGCAGGUCAGACUAGAACAAUCCACUUCCCCUAGCAUUUCGGAUGCCGAGAUCAACCGAAUGAUAUCCUCUCUUGACAUAAUCUCAACACCGUCGCGCACAGUCAGUAUAGGGCCCUUUUCAAUAUUCUCCAGCCGGGAACAUGGCGGCAUUGAAUAUCUCGAACCUCACGCUUCUUUGGAGAACAGUCAUCAGACUCAGGACUGUACUUCUGAGAUCGCUCCUAGUCCAGUGGACACAGUUGACUUGUCCAGCGGAGAUUUUGAAAUAAUUACGAAUGACAAUGUCAUUUCUAAUUCAGAAAUCCAUUUCAUAGAUUUCCCCUCAGACUGGGAGUCAGUGAUAGCCAUGAUGGAUACACCGAAUUCUCCAACAUUACCAUACUCGAGAAAAAUGUCACUCACAAUAUAUCCAUCACCAGACAUGGAGCUUUCAAUACCUCUGUUCAAAGAUCACAAUACGUCAAUGCUUAUGUAUCACUACAAAAAUCAUGUCGCGGAGCUCCUACAACCAGUUUUCCAUCCGAGGAACCCUUGGCGCACAACAUAUCUCCCAUUCGCCCUCGAGGGCUGCCCUGAGUUCUGUCUCGUCCAAAAUCCGGUGCCUUCCUCGGAAGUCUCGAUUUCACUAUUCCACAGUAUAUUAUCAUCGGCUGCAUUCCACCUCCGGAACAUCAUGGGUGGUUCACGAGAAUACCACAAACUUGGUCUCCAGCAUCGGGCCAAAGCUUUACAAGCACUCAAGACUGCCCUCAUAACGCCCAAUGACUCCGAGAAAUAUACAGUCUAUCUCACGGCAAUGCUGGCCUUGGUCACAAUCGAUACAAUGACGGGAGAAGAUUCAGAUUUUCCAAUUCAUCUCAAGGGUUGUCGUCAGCUGGAAAGACCAGGCCGUGCGUCCGAUUCACUCAAUGACUCCAGUCGGCAGGUUAGCAGUAUUUGCCAUUUCCUAAGCCUACUGGCUCGAACGACAGCACACGAGCUAGAGCAUAGACAAUGGACAACAGAAGGUCCAUUAUUUGAGCAGCCUUACUUCCACGACGACGACACCAACAUCCAAUACAUGUAUGGGAUUACCCCAUACCUGGGGAAUCUUCUACAAAGGACCUGUCAGGUGGCCGAGUAUUUAGCCUUCUACCAGGGUGCUGAAGUGCCAACAAUCUUGCUGGAGGCAUGCUCGGCAUUAAAGGAUGAAAUCUUUUCGUGGGAUAUAGACUCCGAGUCUUUCCAUCACGUCAUGCUAGAGCAGCCGACGAUGCUUGAGAUAAUACGUUGCCAGGCUCUAUCAUUUCACAGCGCGAUCGCAAUUUUUUAUUAUCGAGCAAUUGAAGACUCCAGCCCGGUGGAUCUUCAGCAGCAAGUAGGGGCAAUUUGGAAGAACCUUUCGCUGGCAGAAGACCUUAAAGAUGUAUACUCAAGUGACGGAAAACGCGCAGCUCCUAUGUCUUGGCCAGCAUUUAUCGCUGCAUGCGAGGCGAUCGAUCGACAACCUUGGGUUGAAUGGUGGGAGCGAGUCCAGAGGUACUCAAUGGGCAAUUUCAAAAGGCAAUGGAAAGUCAUACAGGAAAUCUGGAACAUCAUGGAUUUAGAUGAGAAUGUGCUUAACUGGAGAGAUGCGCUCAAACAAUCGGGCAAGUUGGUCUUGCCUAUCUGA